AUUUGUAGAUUAACCUUUGGCUUUGGUGAUCUGUGGGAUUGCGGUUCACACUGUUUCCCCAGGAACACAGCCAAACCCUGGGGGUGACAAAACAUUACGGCGCAGAGUCAGGGGUUACUCGGAGGAGAGGAUUUCCGUUGUUUGUUCCCAGUACGUGGGACGUCCCGCGCUGUGACGCAAUCAGGAGGGGGCGGAACUGCUCUAUUCAUGGACUAGGAUGAACAACUUUAUCGGAAUGUCGCACUCGAAUUUAAGACGAUGAUGCUCUCUUGGAACGUUUAUAAGGGAGGGAAAGUUGACAACAAACAGUACUUUGCCGGAGCAACCCUAUAGCAGCCAGGAUAGUCAGAUAUUCCCUGCCCUGCUACUAAAUUUACUUGUAUCCCUUUCGCCGCCUCUGAUAGUAAAUCCCAAGCAGGAUCAUGACGACAUCUGUGCUUGCACGACGCCUUCUGCAGUUCUGCUGCCUGGUCUGCCUGUCUGCCAUUCCGGUGUUCUCACAAGAACCUUUACAACUAGAGCUGACGUCCCAGGGCGUGCUGUGCGGUCCAGAGUACGACGGGUUCUGUUUGAAUGGCGGAGAGUGUGAGAUAAUCCCGGACUUCGCCAGGCCCAGAUGCAGUUGCACAUGGGAGUACAUGGGAGAGCGUUGCCAGAGAGGGAACAUCCUGGCCAUACAAGCCAUGCAGGAGGAGCUGCGGGACUAUUACAUCAUCAUGUCGGCUAUGGGCGGGGUCCUGGUGGCACUGAUGGCUCUGGGAGUAGGCUACAUCAUUUACAGGAAAUGUGGAAAGCCAGAUCCAAGACCAGAGUCGGUGUAGCAUCUGAAUCUACGAGUACAAUAGUCACCACGUAUUCAUUACUUUUGUCAAUGAAAAAAGACUCCGACAAGCGAGCAGCGUUUGCGCUCACUAGUAACGCUACUACUGCAGUAUUCACAAUGUGUACAAUACCUUUGUAUGGUGUUUCUACUUUUAAUGGUGUGUUAAAUUGGUUUUGUACCAAAUCGGUUAUGUUUAGAAAUAAUAUAAUAUUCGAAUUCGUAUUUAUUCUUCAAUUGUGACUUCAGUUGCAAUACUCUUUGCUUACGUAUUGACGGUAGACCAUUCGUUCUACGAGAAUACCUGGAUUUGUUACAUGUAUUCACAUCCAACAAUUCAUAUACAUUCAUGCAUGGUAACAAUGAUUUUUAGUUUAAGAGGUUGAUAGUUUUAUGAGUGAAAGAAUGUAAAUAUUUGAGUUUAUUUAUUCAUUUUAUUUAUCUGAAUGUACAUAUUACCAACGGUUAUGA
Molecule: messenger RNA, 1291 nt
Organism: Branchiostoma floridae (Florida lancelet)
Lineage: Eukaryota; Metazoa; Chordata; Leptocardii; Amphioxiformes; Branchiostomatidae
Product: OMEGA-stichotoxin-Sgt1a-like
Exons: 4
Coding region: 423-821 (132 amino acids)
Biological process (GO): epidermal growth factor receptor signaling pathway; positive regulation of mitotic nuclear division; positive regulation of cell population proliferation
Source: RefSeq, a predicted model, not a curated record